Penicillium canariense is the source of this 2262-nucleotide messenger RNA. RefSeq names its product RNA-processing protein PTA1. Gene Ontology annotation, cellular component: mRNA cleavage and polyadenylation specificity factor complex. Lineage: Eukaryota; Fungi; Ascomycota; Eurotiomycetes; Eurotiales; Aspergillaceae. The transcript is spliced from 8 exons. The coding region runs from base 1 to 2262 and encodes 753 amino acids. The record is from RefSeq and is a predicted model, not a curated record.
AUGGCUCAAUCGACCGACCAGGUCGUCGACCAGGUCGCCCAGCUGAACGCUGCUCGCAACCUUGUCCUCGGCGAUGCCGCACUCUACCCGCGGAUCGUAAGCGGCAUCCUCCCCAUCGUCGGAGCCAACGCGAGGCUCGAGUUGCGAAGAUGGGGUGCAGACUUCUUAGCAGAGACAUUUGCCAGCCCAAUGCUACCUACAGCACAAAAGCAGCAGCUCGCGCCGGGCGUGUUGCAGACAAUUCAAGAAAUCCUGGGGCUACCUGAGACGGACACGGCAGUCCUGUCGAGCUUGGUGCAGACAUCAGCCAGUCUGUACCCUCUCAUCUUUCGUCACAUUGUGAAUCACCCGGAGGACAACAAGACAUGGGAGACAAUGAACGCCAUCAAACAAGAUAUCCUUCGGAAAAUGGAUUCUUUCCCGUGUCCGGUCAAGAUCUGCUGCAUCAAGUUUCUACAACGCGUGGUCCAGGUCCAGACGCCUGGUUUGAUUGCGGACCCUAGACGACCGGACCAGAACGAGACAUCAUUGGCCGUUGUGCCCCGAACCCACGCCCUGCUUGCCAUUCCACACCUGGAGGCCGAGUCAUCGGGUCUGCUUGACCGGCUGCUCGGUGUAUUUCAAGAAGAGACAAGUGAUCCCCUCAUUGUCAAUGCGACUCUGAACUGCCUUGCGCCUUUGAUCCGUACGCGCCAGUCGAUUGCGAAUAAAAUAAUCCUUACAGUUCUGGAAUUCUAUCCCGCCAAACAUGUCCUCCCACCGUUCACACCUGCCGUUCUUGUCAGCGUUAAGUCCAUGGAACGUACAGCGCGGGCCUUGUUGGUCAACGUGAUGAAGAAGAACCCGAGCCACCCGCUGGUUGGGAAGAUGCAAAUGUAUAUCGAGCGCUUGAUGCAGUCCCGGCUUGAGGUCACGGAUGAUGCAUCGCGCAAACGUGGAUUGCCCCUCGAGCCGACAGAUGGCCUGGAUAACGCCAAGCGGGCUCGUCUCGAUGCUCUGACUCCUCCGCUGCUCAAUAUCCCUCAUCUACCCCCAGGCCCGACCAGCUUCAACCAGCUUUUCACCCUGACCCAAGAUGUCGGCCUUUCCUCCUUCGACGUCAAACAGCUUCCUCCCGACUUAGUAGUGAAGAUUACAGUUCCACUCCUAUCCCAAGUAAACCAGUCAAUGCUCACACAAGCCGUUGAUGCCAUUCGAAACCGAUAUCAAACUAUAACCAAGGAACAAAACUUAAAGCGACAACAACAACUGGCUGCGGCGGCGGCUGCGGCUGAUGAGGAUGAUGAUUACGAGCCGGACUACGACCCCAUGGACGUGGGGGAGAAUAUAUCGGAGGAGGCCACUACUGUCGCAGCGGAAGUAGCGGACCUGCAACACGAUUUAGUGUCCCUGGGCCCCUUCGUUCUGCCACAGCCACCCCCACUUACUGAGGAGGAAGCGGGUGAUGUCGGUCGUAGUGCUGUUGCGCGGGUGUUCGGCAUGAUUGAUGCCGCAGACUCAACCCCAUCGCCAGCUCAGAGCAAGAGCCAGCAACAACUUGGCUUCUCCCGGCUAGCUGGAAGCACUUUCGAUCGAGAUGCAUGGGUUGUUCUCCUCACUCGGUUGGCCACUCGCUCGCCAGCUGGCCUGGAGUCUGGUGAUAAGGGCAAGGGGGAGUCGACUCUCUCUCGAAGGCAAACAACCAUUUCAGACUCCAUCCGCGAGACACUGUAUCGAUAUAUUUUGGAGGAUUUCCGAGCCCGGCUCAACAUCGGUAUCAUCUGGCUUAAUGAGGAGUGGUACAAUGACCGGGUUCGGAUGAAAGAGGCUGCUUCGGAGCGUGACGAUCAAGGGGACGAGGAACCCACUGUCGCGCUUUAUUAUGAUACCUGGGCUCUUCGACUCCUAGAUGGCUUCCUGCCGUACCUUGACUCCCGUGAUAUUAAGGUACUUGUGCGGUUCCUCAGCGAGAUCCCAGAAGUCACCAUCCCCAUCACUCGGCGGGUGGCCAGCCUGGCCAAAGAUCCGGAACGUGUGAAUCUCUGCGUGCAAGCUUUGAUGUACUUGAUCAUGUUCCGGCCCCCAGCUCGGGAAAUGUGCCUUAACACACUCGAGGACGUUUACCAAACUUACGAGGAAUCUCGCCCCGCAGCAGGCAAAAUUCUAGCCAAAUGGCGUCCGCAAGCGCUUCCCACGCCGGUUGAGACGGUCACUAAUGGUGCCGCAGAGCCUGCACCAGCUGCUCCCCAGGCAGAGGUGCAAGCCCCUGUCAUAUCAAUGUGA